CAUAACCUCACUAAAAUGAACUGUCCAAAACGGAUUCAAAUUUUAAAAUUAUACAAGGAUUUAUUAAGAUACGGGCAACAAUUGAAGUUAACAGAUAAAAAGUAUUUUGAAGAAAGAAUUAAAACUGAGUUCAGAAAGAAUAUCGGCUUAACGGAUGAGAAAGAUAUUUCGUAUAAUUUUGAGAAGGGAAUUAUAGUGUUAAUAAAACGGGCAGUACAAUAAAAAUGUUAUACAAAACACAACUAUUAAGUGUAAAUAGGUUAGUUUUACCUCUUAUUAGAUUUAAGCAUAUCCUUGAUUAUUCCAAGGUUCCAAAACUAUUAGAGAGUGAUAUUGAAGAGCAGCAUGUGAGGGGAUCCGGUCCUGGUGGGCAAAAAAUCAAUAAAACUUCCAGUUGUGUGGUUUUAAAACAUAUUCCUACAGGUAUUGUUGUAAAGAAUCAGGAAAGUAGACUUUUAGAACAAAAUAGAAAAAAAGCCCGUGAUAUUCUUUUAACCAGACUGGACAACCACAUAAAUGGUGAAAAUAGUAUAGAGGCUCAAAUAAAGCAAAUAAACAAUAAAAAAAGUAGUGCAUCUCAAUCAAAAAAGGAUAAACUAAGAACUUUAAAGGAGGAAUGGAAAAAACGUGAAAAUAUAACAUAAAAACAAAUAAUUAAGAAGUAUAGGUAUAUUCAGACAUUUGUUUUCUAGGUUCUACAUAAAAAAAUAACAAAACAAAAGAUGUUUAGUUCAAACAGGUCCAAGAUAUAUAAAUAUGUUGUAGUACUUCUAAGUCAAUUUUAUAGAUAACUUAAUAAUAUACAAUUUUAGUAGAUACGAGUAUAAUUUAUACAAUUUGUUUCCAAAUAAUUUAAAUUUAAAGCUGUCAAUAUUCUGGGAAAGAUAAUGUACUUAAUCUUUCAUUUUUUUUAGUUUACUUUAUGUAGUUAAUAGUGCAGUUCCAA
This is a messenger RNA of Brassicogethes aeneus, 946 nucleotides long. Lineage: Eukaryota; Metazoa; Arthropoda; Insecta; Coleoptera; Nitidulidae. The record is from the annotation of a GenBank genome assembly.